Messenger RNA from Ictalurus furcatus (blue catfish), 1997 nucleotides. It is a transcript of the gene lrtm1, whose product is annotated as leucine-rich repeat and transmembrane domain-containing protein 1. NCBI's taxonomy places the organism in Eukaryota, Metazoa, Chordata, Actinopteri, Siluriformes, Ictaluridae. The record is from RefSeq and is a predicted model, not a curated record. Gene Ontology annotation, molecular function: protein binding. The coding region runs from base 465 to 1529 and encodes 354 amino acids. The transcript is spliced from 3 exons.
GUGUGUGUGUGUGAGAGAGAGAGAGAGAGAGAUCCAUUCUCAGUUCAAAUAUGAAGAUAUUUUUGUGCUUGUGUGGGAAGCACACAUUGGAUGUACAGCAAUGAUAAAGAAAACACGAAUUACAAAGACAAGGAAUGUAAAGGUAUUUUGUAUAGUGGGGGUAGGGAAGAGGAUUAAUCCAGUGAGUAUGUAAAAGCCUUGGCUGCAUUUCCAGUGUGUUUUUGGAGCACAGCUGUCCAUUGCACACUCACCGUCACUCUGCACUGUGCAACUGUACUGUUGUAUGUGGUGAUAGAUGUGAUAGAUGAGUGAAUGAAGAAAGGGAGGGAAAGAGCAAAACAAACAAGAAGAGAACGAGAGAGAAAGAGAGAGAGAGAGAUAUCCAUUCUCAUACUGUACCUCCACUUUGCCAUACACAGUGGACUAACCCUGGACACACUAAGCGGAGGAGUGGUCUAGGAGCCAUGACAGGAGGUUUGUUCCUCACACUGUCCACCUUGUUACUGGUCCAGGCUGUCUCCUCCUGCCCUAAGGAGUGCUGGUGUGACAGUCAUGCUAAGGUGGUGGACUGCAGAGGACGAGGCUUGUAUGACAUUCCGCAUAAACUCCAUCCAGAGACUCUGGAACUACAUCUUCAGGACAACCAUAUACGAGGCAUCGGUUCCAUGGCUUUUCGGGAAACACCAUAUCUCCGAGUUCUGGAUCUGGCCAACAACAGCAUCACUAUGGUUUCUCCCAGUGCCCUACUAGGGCUUAGGAGCUUAAAGACCCUCAUCCUGGCCAACAACUCUAUCCGGGAAGUGGAUCGCCGUUUAUUGGGCUCAAUACGCAAUCUAACCCACUUGGACCUGUCUCACAACAACAUAGGAGGGCUGCCUGGAGCACUAGCCGAUAGUUUUCACCAUCUAACACACUUUUCAUUACAGUAUAACCGGCUGACCAAGCUGGAUCGCACUCAUCUGGAUGCCCUUGGGAGCCUGCAGGUGCUGCACCUGACAAGUAACCCCUGGAAGUGUGAUUGUCACAUAAUAGGGCUAAAGCUAUGGUUGGAAACGUUCAUGUAUAAAGGUGGGGUGGUGGAUGGCGUUCCGUGUCAUGAGCCACAUGCUAUGCUUAACCGUGACCUCCGCCAUGUGCCCUAUGAGCUCUUCCACACCUGCAUGAGCACCAGUUAUAGCUACUUGUUUGCCAACAUCCAGCACAUGGAGAGACAGCAGCGAUUGCUUCGUGGUGCCCCAUACCCAAGCCUGGAUGCUCCACUUGAUCAGGAACCUGAGUGCGAACCCAAGCCAAAACCACGACCCAUCAACCUGCGUCAUGCCAUAGCUACAGUGAUCAUCACUGGCAUAGUGUGUGGAGUUGUGUGUCUCAUGAUGCUGGCUGCUGCUGUGUACGGGUGUGCCUAUGCUGCCAUCAUGGCUAAAUACCAGCGGGAGCUAAAGAAACAGGAAGAUGAGACUGGAAGAAUAGAGAGCGAGAACACAGACAGGGAAAGGGAGAAAGAGCUGCUGGAAAAUGCCAUAGCAUGAAAAAGAGUAUUAGAGAGAGAGAUGCAAUAAUACUCAUACCUCACCCAGGGAUAUUACAUAGCCAAGCCCUUUUGCAUAGCAAACUCUUAAAAUAUUGUAAGAUAGAGUUAUACUGUUUAGGGAUCUGGAUGGCUUUUAUUACAUUCAUAGGAUUUAUCACAACUAUUGCAAUAUCUUCUCAGAUGGACAAACAGUAACUUGAUUUCUGUUUUGUCAUCUACUGUUCACUCAUUCCAUACAGUAUAUUGUCCUCUCUAAAGGGCAAGUUGAACAGGAGAGAAGAGACAUGUUCUAUAAUGCAGUAUAGCCAUAGUACAGUCAAAAAUGAAAAUUAUAUUGGCAUCCUUAAUGAAAAUGAACAAAAUGAGUGUGUUAAAUAAGCAUUUCACAAAAUGAUGCAAAUCUUCCAUUCAAAAAAAUAGAGAAAGAAACUACCUCUGACAACAAUCAGGCUCAUCUCCUUUUUGU